UUACCCAAUCCAGCAGUCGGCGAUCGAGAUCGCUGGGAGACGCAUCUCAGCGACUGACCAUGCGAGUAACUGCUUGUAGAGCAGUUAGCGUGCUCACCCUGCUGCUCUUCGCCGCCGGCUUCAUCACGCUCGCCAUCCUCACACCGAGAAUCAUCCACAAAAUCGCCCUCACGGAAAUUCCCGUGACAUAUGGCAGCGACUCGGCGAGCAUGUACAGACGGUUGCCGGUGAACAUCACUCAGAGGAUCUUCAUGUUCAACCUCACGAAUAGAGAUGAGUUCCUGAAAGGUGCUACACCAGUUCUCCAAGAGCUCGGACCAUAUACGUUCAUAUCCGUGUGGCAGAAGGACAUGGUCUGGGACGGCAGCCUGAUAAGGUUCAAUGAGUCGAGAACUUUCUUCUUCGCCCCCGAACUAUCGAAUGGAUCACUUUCUGAUGAGAUAAUUCAUGCCGACCUGGUUUACUUGACCGCUGUCCGGCUAGUCGAGUCACUGAAACAGCCGUGGAAAUUGAUAGCGGAAGGAAUCCUCGAGUUCAAGAAAGUCCUGAAUCGUCACACUGUUGGAGAGCUUCUCUACGACGGGUACGUGGAUGAGAUCGCAAAGUACGCAAAAUACUUCAUCAAGGGUCUCCCCGUGAUCGAUGGGAAAGUAGGCUUUCUCCUCGGCCAGAAUGGAUCUUUCGCCGGCGAGUUCUCUGUCUUCAACGGGAUGAAUGGCACCCUGGACAAACUGAAUGAGAUCACUUCCUACGAGAACUCUCCAACUGUCCCUUACUAUGGAGACGAUUGUAAUUCGCUCUACGGAACGAACGGAGAGCUGUACGCUCCCUUCAUGGACUUACCGGAGAAAACGAUCUCCAUCUUCGAUACGCAGUUGUGCAGGCCAUGGAAUCUCUACCUGAACUCUACGAGUGAGUACGACGGAAUCAUGGAGGCCAAUUACAAUUCUGGCAGCGAUCUGUUCACCGCAACUGGCAAUGCGACCAUCGACGCCUGCUACGAGAAGCGUUCCAGUCACAUGAGGGGAACAUUCGAUGCAUCGACUUGUCACUUCGAUCAGGACAUAGUUUUGAGCCUCCCGCACUUCCUGAAAGGGGAUGAGCGGCUCUUCGAUAAUGUCAAGGGUUUAGCGCCCGAUCCUGCAAAACACGAUUUCGGAAUCAGCGUAUCGGAGCUUGGCGUCGUGACGAACUUAAAAAUCCGAGUUCAGAUCAACACCUUCCUCUCCUCGGAUCCGAUGCUGAAAAAGAAAUUCGUGUAUCCGAUGUUCUGGCAAGAAUUCGUUCUGGAAGACGAGGACCGAGCGACGCUAAUGGGCAAGCUUUGGGAGAAAGCAGUUCGCCCAAAGCUUUUGCUUCGAGGAGUCGCCCUCGGAGUGGGCGCUGCAUUCUUGAUCGCUCUCGUCUCUCUCCUCGUCGUUUUCCUCGUCAGAGACUCGAAAACAGACGACUCGGCGCCAUUGAUCCCUAAUCAGGAGCAACCUUUAGGCGAAGACGAAGUAGAUGUCGAGCCGGAAGACUCGGACACAGGCCCCGACCCCGAAAAGUAGCCGAGGCAUCUUUCCUCAAAUGGCCCGACCUUUGGUUCGAAUGAACAUCGGGUUUGCUCCCUGGAACGUUCUUUGUUGGAUACCUUCUAGGGUCUUUAGGCCUCAGACUGGCUUCGAUAUGAUCAUUGCGAGGAGAAAAUUCCGUGGUUCAGGAGGAAAUCGGGUCUCUGAACCACGUUGGACGGACUUUUCUCUGUCCCCUCGAGGAGCGCAGUGUGUUUUUUUGUGAAAGAAGACGAGGCGUUCAGCCGUGUGAACGAUGAUGA
Galendromus occidentalis (western predatory mite) is the source of this 1816-nucleotide messenger RNA. Its product is annotated as scavenger receptor class B member 1. The record is from RefSeq and is a predicted model, not a curated record. Gene Ontology annotation, cellular component: cytoplasm; membrane. Bases 60 to 1550 code for a protein of 496 amino acids. Gene Ontology annotation, molecular function: scavenger receptor activity. NCBI's taxonomy places the organism in Eukaryota, Metazoa, Arthropoda, Arachnida, Mesostigmata, Phytoseiidae. The transcript is spliced from 10 exons.